GGAUUUCAUUUCAAGUUCAAGUUAAGCCUCAUUAUCAGGAAACAGUUGACCAGUCAACUCUGCAAUUUCUUUCCGUCUUCUUUUAAACUAAAGUCUCUUUUUUUGGUAUGACUUUUUCCACUAAAUGCCAACAACACGGCGAGGUCAAGAAAUCAACUCUGUAAUGUGAGAGAAAAAGAUAAGAGAAACACCAAAAGAAAGACAUUUCCAUUGACCCACUUCACCAAUUGUUCUAAUUCUCAUGACUUUACUCUCAAUUCUCCAAAAGAAAGUUGCAAAAAACCUUCACAGAGACCUACUUUGGCUCUGAAAAUACAGGGGAUUGGAACCCCAGAUUGUAUUUCGUUUCUUUCUUUGUUAUACGGUAAUGGCCGCCGCAGCUCCGCCUCCUGCCGCCGCUGCUGCAGCUGAAGAAGGAGCAAUUCUUCACGAGUUCACUCUUCCGAUUCUAUUAGCAGAUAAGAUUCUGAAAUUGGCUCAAGAGGCAGUUUCUUUGAGACAAGAAUGCGUUGACUUAGCCAAACAAGUCGAUAAAAUCUACCGGAUGCUUCAAGCCACCGUUCGUCUAAUCACCACGACCACACAGCCGUUGUACGAGCGCCCAAUUCGCCGGAUCGUCGCUGAUGUCUCGAAGAAUCUCGAACGUGCUUGUAACUUCGUGAGCAAGUGCCGCCAUGGUGGGUUUCUAAGGCAAGUUUUCUCUAUGACUACCAUCGCCGAUUUUCGUAAGGUUUCAAGUCUUCUGGAAUCUUCCAUUGGCGAUAUGAAAUGGCUUCUUUCAAUUUUUGAUUCCGACGGCACUGUUGGGCUGCCUCCGAUUGCGAGUAAUGACCCAACUUUGGCCUAUAUUUGGCCCAAUAUCGCCACAAUCCAAAUGGGUUCGGUUAGAAAUCGGGUUGAAGCUGCGAAUCAAUUGACAUUACACACUCGUGGGAACGAGCGGAAUAAAAAAAUCGUAGUUGAAGAAGGUGGGGUUCCGCCGUUGCUUAAAUUACUCAAGGAAUACUCCUCCCCUGAUGCUCAAAUCGCCGCUGCUAAUGUUCUUAUCAACGUCGCUUCUAUUCCCGAAAGGGUUGAAUCGAUUGUUAAUAAUCCUGGGGUUCCGAUUAUUGUUCAGGUUCUUAAUGAUUCCUCCAUGAGGGUUCAGAUUAUUGUGGCGAAAUUGGUUUCCAAAAUGGCGGAACUUAGCCAUGUUGCUCAAGAAGAGUUUGCUAGAGAGAACGUAACUAAACCUUUGGUUACUUGUUUAUCGAUUGAUAUGGUUCUUGAUGAUCCUAAACUUCAAUUGGGGAAACCCAGUUUUCAUUCUGUAGUUGAGAUUAAUAAGGAGCUCGCUGGGAAAAUUUCACUGAAUUCUUCUUCGUCUUCCUCACAUUCUGAUGGUAGUAGCCGAGGGGCAAAUCAGAGGAAGGAGAAAGAAGUUGAGAGCUCUGAAGUUAAGCUUCAGCUUAAAGUGAAUUGUGCUGAGGCUCUUUGGAGACUCUCUAAAGGAAGCUUAACGAAUAGUCGAAAAAUUACAGAAACAAAAGGGUUGUUGUGCUUAGCGAAGAUUAUCGAGAAUGAAGAAGGGGAAUUGCAAUACAAUUCCUUGAUGACAGUUAUGGAGGUAACAGCUGUUGCAGAGUCCAAGCCAGAUUUUAGACAUGCUGCCUUUAAGAUCACUUCACCGGCUCCAAAAGCGGUUCUCGAUCAACUUUCGAGAAUGAUUCAAAAUGAUAAUGAUCCAAUGUUGCAAGUUCCUGCUAUUAAAUCGAUUGGUUCCCUUGCCAGGAUUUUUCCUGCAAAGGAAUCACGGAUUAUCAAUCUUUUGGUUUUGCAGAUGAAGAAUAUCGAUAUGGAUGUGGCCAUAGAGGCUGUCAUUGCAUUAGGGAAGUUUGCUUGUCCUGAAAAUUAUAAUUGUAUAGAACAUUCGAAGUCGAUUAUCGGGUUUGGUGGUGUUCCUCCUCUAAUGAAACUUUUGAGACAAAAUGAUCAGGCUCAAGUGCCUGGUCUAGUGCUGCUCUGUUAUCUUGCACUUAGUGCAGGCAAUAGCAAGGCUUUAGAGCAGGCUCAUGCCUUGAAUGCAAUGAAGGGGAUGGCUCGUCUUGCUUUCGCUCAUCCCGACUUGCAUGACUUGUACGCCAAAGCCAUACACCACCUUACUCUUUAUCAGGCUGGAGCUCAUCAUAUCCACAGACACAGUUUCUCACCCUAAUUCUUAUUUUUAUGGAUGUUGUUGUACAUUAAAACAAAUUGGAGGGUGUUCAAAGUUCAUAAUCUGAGAUAAGUUGGCUAUAGUCCACACAGAACUUCGACUGCACGAGUUGUUCCAUUAAUGGGUUGUAGUGACUGAAAACAGGACAGCUAAGGAGAAAUUUCACUUGAUGAAACAGCCAAUUACUUCAGGCUCUGGCAGCGCCCUUCAUCUAUAUGAAGGUCUUUGGUAGCCUGGUAGGACACUUAACUUGUUGGCUCUUGCUUUCUGAUUCUUGUUUAUUUACACAAGAACAAAGAACAAAAAGGAAAGGUUUGAGUCCAUAAAAAACCGAUAACUGCUCCGAAAAUAAUUGUUUAGAUUUGGUGUCUUAAAUGUCUCCUAAGACUUGAUAACAUUGUAGGCUGCUGGUAUGAGUGAAUUAUUUAUUGGUAGCUGUCAGUCUUGGUUUACUUCUUGUAUUUCAUUUCAUUCUUGUUUGUAGUCCAAAAUAUGUGCAGUUUUCCAGUGCUUUGAUCUGUUUAUACCUACCAUUGAGAAGUCCCUUGCUUCAAUCAUCUGAAGUUUAGCAUAUUCAUGGAGCCACCAGUUUCUGUGUCUAUCUUUUGAUAAAGAUGUCUGAUGCGUUAGUCCCCCGGUGCCAUUACAGCUAUAUCCGUCCGUAGACACAUCGGAUCUGAACUGAUAUUGAUUUUCGUCCACCCACUUGCUGUUUAUAUUGCUUUUUCAGGUUUUGGUUAAAUAUUCAUACACCUUUUGUCAACCAUUAUCUUGCUGUGCAUCUUGUUGUUUCGUUGCACAAUUCACCCCUGUUUCUUUCGAUUGUUAUGGUUCUGUUUUGUCGCUUUCAGUUACUGUUAUUAUACUGUAGCUCCUGAUUCCGGAUGUGUAGUUGUCAGCCAGUCAUUGAAUUGUGUUGUUUCAUCAGAUCACUGCUUUAGUAGGCAUUCUUUAUAGGAAGUUCAGAAGGAAAUGAACAUAUCACACAUGUUACAUGUUUUUCACUUAUCUUCAACAGUUAUACUGUAUAUAUUUUGAAUGAAUCUAGAGGAUAAUCGGAUUCUGUCUCACAUUACGAUUACAAAACCUGGAAAAGAUUUGUUCCUUCGACGUUCAAGCACAGAUUCAACGAUGAGAAUAACGAGUUUUGUAUUGCUCAGACUUCAAACAAAUGCCCUUUGGAGUAAAAAGCCUUGAUGAUGUGAACUUUGCUUGGUGUUUUUACUUCUGAAUUUUGACUUCUCUCUGUCAAGAACUGAAGAUUUUGCAGGGUGUUCUCCAUUUCAGAAGAUUUAGAGAGAAAGACACCAACACAAAACGAAGUUUCAUUGAAAGCAAGGAACUUUUCCAGCCAAAGUUAAUGAAGAAUUUAAUUUUGCUAAAUGUAUUUUUUGUCUCGUAAUGUAUCGUAGACAUGAAAUAGUACAUGUAUCGAGAAAUCUGAACUAGUUUUUACGUUAUCUUAGCAUUGUCAUAAUCCGAACUUUUUGAUAUUGAUUCGAUAUGACGAAGUAAAUAAAUUCUUCAAACCAAAA
Molecule: messenger RNA, 3729 nt
Organism: Benincasa hispida (wax gourd)
Lineage: Eukaryota; Viridiplantae; Streptophyta; Magnoliopsida; Cucurbitales; Cucurbitaceae
Biological process (GO): cell surface receptor signaling pathway
Molecular function (GO): protein binding
Source: RefSeq, a predicted model, not a curated record